Molecule: messenger RNA, 615 nt
Organism: Arachis duranensis
Lineage: Eukaryota; Viridiplantae; Streptophyta; Magnoliopsida; Fabales; Fabaceae
Product: nuclear envelope-associated protein 1-like
Exons: 4
Coding region: 185-568 (127 amino acids)
Source: RefSeq, a predicted model, not a curated record
UCUAAGUUCAUUUACCACUUAUUGAUGACUGUGAUAUAUUGCGUUCCAUGGAAGAGUCAUACACCACUGGCCUCCCCACCAGCUAUUUGGCCGGUUCUGUUCUGGCUGUCACAGCUGGAGAAAAGAGUACUACGAAACAAGAUGCAGAGACGUGCAUAGUUGAAGAACCUAAAAAAAAUUGGUCAUGUCAGCAUCUGAGAAACCAUCAUCAUCUUCUUCAGUGAUGAGUACUGUAGCAUUAGCAAGAGAUAUUGAUCCACCAUUGAAGGAUUUAAACGAAAAGAAGCAGAAUUUCAAGCGCAACGUGGUGUCUUUGGUUGCAGAGUUGAGGGAUAUUCGGAACCAUCUUGCUUCACAUGAACAAUCUUAUGCCAAAGAAACCUUAACAAGAAAGGAAGCAGAGACUAAAGCCAAGAGCAUGGAGUUUGAAAUUGGAAGAUUGCAAAAGAAAUUGGAAGAAAGGAACGAGCACCUUCCAAUUGCAUUAAGAGAUAUAAAGCAACACGACAUUACUCAAAGCAUGUGCGGGAUACUGGUUGAUUGGCUUGUAAAGAUUUGCAUAAUGUAAUUUUUCUCAUAUAAUAAAUGUUAUGAAUUAUAGUUGAUAAAUUUAGU